Molecule: messenger RNA, 2263 nt
Organism: Lottia gigantea (owl limpet)
Lineage: Eukaryota; Metazoa; Mollusca; Gastropoda; Lottiidae
Exons: 10
Coding region: 82-1554 (490 amino acids)
Biological process (GO): amino acid transmembrane transport
Cellular component (GO): vacuolar membrane
Molecular function (GO): amino acid transmembrane transporter activity
Source: RefSeq, a predicted model, not a curated record
GAAAUAUCCCUUAUCAAGUUAUGACAACUUAUACAAAUAUGAGCUAACAACAAGUAAGAAAAAUCCAAUGAAGCCAUCAAAAUGGCCGAACCUGAUCACUACGAUGUUGCCAAGGAGACAACCUUAUUAAUACCAAAAGAUGGAAAGGAGGAGACAAGACCAGUAAAGGCUGCACCUCCUGUAUCUACCGAGCCAGAGAUUGAUUCAGGAGUUGUGGCCCCUGAACCUCAUCUAUUUCCUAUAAUAGCCAACAAUAGUUUCGAAUAUCCUUUAGACCAGCCGCAGAUUGAGUAUGAACACAGCAGAAGAUCCGUCGAAAACGCUACAUCGAAUCUACAAUGUUUGAUGCAUCUAUUAAAAGGAAAUAUUGGAACUGGUAUUCUGGCUAUGCCUGUUGCUAUAAAAAAUGCUGGGCUCUGGCUAGGAACAGUAGGGUUAUUAUUAAUAGGAGUUAUAGCUGUACAUUGUAUGCAUCUUUUGGUGAAAUGUAGUCGAAUCAUGUGUAAAAGAACUGGAUCUGUUGCUAUGGAUUAUGCUGAUGUCAUGGAAACUAGUGUUAAAACUGGUCACAUCAGAUUACGUAAAUUUGCAAAGUUUUCCAGAUAUUUAGUGUUUGUGUUGUUAAUUGUUACCCAGUUUGGGUUUUGUAGUGUGUAUAUUGUAUUUAUUGCUACAAGCGUAAAACAGAUUGUUAAUAAUUACUAUAAAGAUGACCCAGAUCUAAGAGUCUAUGAGAUUAUCGUUGCUGCUUUACUGGUUCCUUAUGUUUUUGUGAGAAACUUUCGAGCCCUGGCGCCAUUUUCAACGUUUGCUAAUUUAUUAACAGCAGUGGGACUAUUUAUAAUAUUCUAUGGAGUGCUUCAAGGACUUCCAAAUGCUGACACACGACCUGCUGUAGGCACGAUAGCCGACUUACCGUUGUAUUUUGGAACUGCACUGUACGCUUAUGAGGGCAUCAGUUUGGUUCUACCAUUAGAAAAUAAAAUGAAAGAACCAGAAUCGUUUGGCGGGAAAGCAGGAGUUCUUAAUUUAGGUAUGGUUACCGUAGCAACAUUAUACACCGCUACCGGUUUCUAUGGUUACCUGAAAUAUGGUGAGAAUGUUAAAGAUAGUAUCACGCUCAAUCUACCAAACGACCAAUGGUUGUAUGUCUCUGCUAAGUUGAUGUUUGCCGUCUGUGUAUUUAUAUCUUAUGGUAUACAACUCUAUGUUCCUGUUAAAAUUAUCUGGCCUGGAUUAAAAUCACGCACCCAAUCGCCAUGGUUACAGAAAUAUGGAGAAUAUAUUCUACGCAUUUUUCUUUUAUUUUUAACAUGUGGAUUUGCCAUAAGUGUCCCCCACCUAGAUUUAUUGAUAUCUUUAAUUGGUGCCUUUGCUAGCAGUGCCCUAGCCUUAAUACUUCCAGCUACUAUAGAGCUUAUAACUUAUUCUGCUGAAGGAGAAAUUCUAUCGAGAUGGACUAAAGUAAAAGAUGUGUUGAUUAUUAUAUUUGGAGUGAUUGGGUUUGCUACGGGAACCUAUACAGCUCUUCUCAAUAUCAUACAGAAAUUUUGAUGAUGGUGAAAUUAGGAAUAUUGUGAUUAAAUUAAUCUUCAGUUGUGUAUUAAAUUUGAAAUGGAAUGGAAUUUUUUACAUUCUACUUCUGCAUCUGAUUGGGCUCGUGAAAUUGGCAGCAGGAAAUUUUGCCAGGACAGCAGCAUAAUAGAUAAAGUAUGGUGUCUGGUAUUGCUUUUCUUCUACUCAUGUAUCCAUAAUCCCACAUCAUACACAGCACUGGACAUCUUAUCUUGUGUUUUCGCAGCUUUAGUCCUCUCCAUUCCAACUUUAAAUAGUAGAGAGAUUGGUUUAUUGUCUCAUCAAAUUAUCUUUUCUUUAUCAGUCAAUAUUAUGAAUAAAUGACAAAAGCCAACAAUGGGUAUAUGUGAUGCAAGUAGUGAAUGUUAAACAUUUUAUAUAGCUUCUUAAAUGCGAUUCUCUGAAAAAAAUAAGGAAAACUUUUUCAGCAAUAAAUUAUGUCAAUUGCUCCUUAAAAGAUCAAAAUAUUAUUUUUAGCCUUACUUUAUGCGCAUAUUUAAUUUUUGUUUAUUUUGCUUUUGUACUUAGGCUUCAAACACUAUGCAUUGAGUUAAAUGAUGGAUUUAUUUUAGCAAGAGCUCACAAUAUGCAGUUAAUAAGUUUAAUUUAUGCACAUAUUUAAUUUAUGGGCAUUUUUAAUUUUAGUGCAUUUUUAUUUUCUGAACAUAUUAAAUUCAUGCUAACUUUU